Aspergillus heteromorphus CBS 117.55 is the source of this 1903-nucleotide messenger RNA. RefSeq names its product histidine phosphatase family protein. The record is from RefSeq and is a predicted model, not a curated record. The coding region runs from base 174 to 1754 and encodes 526 amino acids. Gene Ontology annotation, molecular function: acid phosphatase activity. The transcript has 3 exons. Lineage: Eukaryota; Fungi; Ascomycota; Eurotiomycetes; Eurotiales; Aspergillaceae.
CCGCGAAUCAUCGCCUGAGCCAUUCACUGAUACGACGGACUCCGCUGCCUGCUAACCUGCUUGCUAACCAUGUCCCACUGUUUCUGCCGUCUGUCUGUCCUAUAUAGGACACCACACUGCCCAUCGGCAAUCUGACCCGACUGCACAAUCAAUCAAUCAAUCCAUCCUCGGAGAUGCCAUCCCUCCACUCCCCCCUCACGGCGGUCUGCCUGCUGGCCUCCGCUGCUGCUGCUCUCCCCUCCAGCUCCAGCACCGGCUCUGCCUCCGCUCCCACCGGCUCAACCUUCCCGGGCUUCGACCUCACCUCCAGCUGGGGUAACCUGAGCCCCUACAAGGACGGUCCGGGCUUCUCUCUGCCCUCCGGCGUGCCCCUCGGCUGCGAGCUCGCGCAGACGCACAUCCUGCACCGUCAUGCGCAGCGCUACCCCACCUCCUACGAGCUCGAUGCGGACAGCAUGGAGGACUUCGCGCAGAAGCUGAAGAACUACAGCGCCGCGCACCCCAACGUCCCCGUCGGACGCGGUCCCCUGGCUUUCCUGAACCACUGGGAGUAUGUCAUGGGUACGGAGUUGUUGCUGCCCACCGGGGCCGCCACGGAAGCCACCUCCGGUGCGUGGUUCUGGUCCAAGUACGGCCGCACGCUGUACCGCGCACCGGCCGGAAUGGCCGACUGGGAUGAGUCUCUGAAUGUGUACCCCAAUGGCACCAAGCGGGCCAAGCCCAUGUACCGCACGACCUCCCAGGCGCGCAUCCUGGAGAGUGCUCGGUGGUGGUUGAGUGGCUUCUUCAGCAACAUCGGCGCCAACAGCUCCUACCCCCAGUAUGACCUGGUGAUCAUCCCCGAGGGCAGUGGCUACAACAACACCCUCUCAGGCUCCUGCACGGAGGCGACCUACCCAGGCGACGACUCGGCCGAAGAAUUCCUCUCCAUCUACACCAAACCCACCAUCAGCCGCUUCUCUCAAUACCUCCCCUCAGACCUGCACCUAGAGACGUACGACAUUCUCGCGAUGCAAAACCUCUGCGCCUACGAAUACGCCGUCCUGGGCACAAGCGCAUUCUGCAGCCUAUUCACCGAAUCCGAAUGGAACUCCUACGCCUACCAGCUCGACCUGCAAUUCUACGGCGACUACGGCUUCGGAUCCCCCAGCGGCCGCGCGCAAGGCAUCGGCUACGUGCUCGAGCUUGCCGCCCGCCUAGAAGGCCACCUCCUCACUAGCCCCGUCGCCAACAUCAACGUCACCUACGACAGCAACCCGCACACCUUCCCCCUCCACCAACCCCUGUACAUGGACAUGUCGCACGACGACGUGAUUGUCUCCGUCCUCGCCGCCCUCGGCGUCGAAUACUUCAACUUCGGCCCUGACGGUCUCCCGGGCAACAUCACUGCCGAGCAAGUGCCCACGAACCGGACCUUCAAGCUCAACGAGAUCGCACCGUUCGGUGCGCGUCUCGUCUCCGAGAUCUGGACGUGUCCUGCCAACACGGACCUCACCGACCUGGGUGAGACGCUGUACGAGAACCCGGAUCUCCAGGGCGUGAACGGCACGAACCAGUUCGUGCGGUGGGUGUUGAACGAUGCACCGGUGCCGGUGGAGGGAGUUCCGGGUUGCGAGGCCGCCGUGAACGGGUUCUGCCCGCUGGAGGGGUUCCUGAGUGGUGUGAAGAAGAGUCAGGCGUUGGCGGAGUAUAACCUUGCCUGUAAUGUGGGCGUGGAGACCAGCGGGCAGGUUGGCGAUGGAAGACCGGAGUAGAUUCUUUUCUGGUCUUUUUCAUUUUGUUUUGUUUUGUUUUUUACCACAUGAAUAGAGGGAAGACGGUGUUGGGGGUAGUGGUGGGAAGACAUCUGAAUUGGACUUGAUUGGAGAAUGGGUGGAUGAGGAGUAGUAGAUAAGGAUGUAAG